Aspergillus oryzae RIB40 is the source of this 651-nucleotide messenger RNA. Its product is annotated as rho GDP-dissociation inhibitor. The record is from RefSeq and is a predicted model, not a curated record. The coding region runs from base 1 to 651 and encodes 216 amino acids. The transcript is spliced from 4 exons. Lineage: Eukaryota; Fungi; Ascomycota; Eurotiomycetes; Eurotiales; Aspergillaceae. Gene Ontology annotation, biological process: Rho protein signal transduction. Gene Ontology annotation, molecular function: protein binding; Rho GDP-dissociation inhibitor activity. Gene Ontology annotation, cellular component: cytosol; membrane; cytoplasm.
AUGCCUGAGCACGAAGAAGAUCUCGUUGCCUCCAAGACCGAGGGUUUCAAGGUCGGGGAGAAGAAGACAAUCAAUGAGUACACUGAGCUUGCUGCCCCCCGAGCUAGUGUGACGGUUUGCUUUCUUCCACCAUGCACGCAUAUAUCCCAUAAAAAUGACGAAUCCCUAAACCGCUGGAAGGCCUCUCUAGGCCUUGCAACCGGUGCAACAAUUGGAGACCCCAGCGAUCCCAGGAAGUGCAUCAUCAAGUCUCUAGCCCUGGAGGUUGAGGGACGCCCCGAUGUGGUCAUCGACGUGUCCGCACCCGGUGCAGUUGAUACUCUCAAGGACAAGCCAUUCACCAUCAAAGAGGGUGCCCACUUCCGGAUCAAGGUCGUCUUCCAGGUGCACCAUGAAGUCCUGAGCGGUCUGAAAUACCUGCAGGUCGUUAAGAGGAAGGGUGUUAGAGUUAGCAAGGACGAGGAGAUGCUGGGCAGCUAUGCCCCCAACACCACCGACAAGCCCGUUUACGAGAAGAAGUUCCAAGAGGAAGAGGCCCCCUCGGGAUUUAUAGCUCGUGGCCAUUACAACGCGGUCUCGAAAUUCGUGGAUGACGACGACCACACCCAUCUGCAGUUCGAAUGGUCGUUUGAUAUCGCGAAGGAUUGGUAA